ACAAUGCAAGUACUCGUAUUUCUUGACGACCGAGUAAACAAUGUCCUUGGCUACAAAGGAUAUUUAUUCGGCUUUGCAUCUUAUUGUCUGGCAGAAACCUGUGAGAUCUCUUGACAUAAAUGUUUGCAAUUUGGAAACGCGAACAGGAGAAACUGAAAAUGACAUCUGAAAUGAAACGGACGGUGUUACUGUGUACCGAUGGGGGACUCCAUGCGGAUUAUGCUUUGAAAUGUAUGCCCCGAGUGCGAAAUCGAAACGACCGGAAGCGCUCGUUAAAUCUCCAUCAUCAUCAUCAUCAUCAUCAUCAUCAUCAUCAUCAUCAUCAUCAUCAUCGCUACCACCAGGCUUCGUUAGAUCGUUUACGGUUGUCUUGCUAGUAAGUGGUCACGCGAAACUCAGAUUUCGUUAGUAAGUGAAUACCGGCACUUUUGAUCUGGUACUGACUCUGGUUGAAUUGAGCUAACCUCAGUAACUAGGGUUUCUAGUAAUCCGUGGAUAACCAACCUUCCAUUUUUGUGGAUUUUUAGUUUUUCCUUGCUCAGUCAAAGUUACUGAAUCUUUAGUCUAUUAGACUAGUUUGCUAUUCAGACGUUCUCGUCUAUUUUAUUGUCCAAGUGACUUAUUUUAGGGAUGAGCCCUCUGUGUUUAUUUCUUGUUAUUCAAACCAGCCGAGAUCAUUUACUCAUUAGAGUGUUACUAACUACUCUCAUUAUAUUAAUACAGUUGCUUAGCUAAACCGCUUGUGUAUUUGCGCUGAUUUGAUUAAUCUGUGAUCUUUGUCAGUGCAGGAUGGAUUUAUUUGAUCCCUCUUAUUGUCAUCCAUUGGUACAAUUAACUGUUAAUAAUAGACCUGUGAACAUAUUACCACGUUUUCAUUAUAACUUUGUUCUUGUUAAAUUACACCCCGACCACUGGAGUUUAGCUCCGGGACAGUACGUCACUCUCUCGGUAUGUUCAGAAGGAAAGUAUCUCUCGCACAGUAUGUCAAGAAGGAAAGUAAUACUCUCAGGACUACUGUAAACACGUUCACAAGCCGUGGGAUGUCGUCAUAAUGCUGUUCUGUCCAAAAAUGAUCGACGAGAAGAAAAGAGAGAUGGACGUAUUGGUGCGGAAAGGCGACCUGGCCAUACAUUUGGGGAAGCUGGCACAUGAAGAGGCUGCACGGUUUCAAAAUGACGCAAAAAUUAUAGAGAAAAAAAUAAAAGAAAACAAGCUGAAUGGUAGUGUUCAGAUUGGUGUGGUCGGUGUCCCUGCAGGGGAGGUCAUAGUGGACACAACUAAGAAUGAAAGGGUUGACCUCAUUGUACUGGGCGCCAGACGCCUAGGCAGCAACCUCCGGAAGUCGACAGGAAGCACGAAAGGAUAUGUCAUUCGUAACGUUAAUGUACCAGUGUUGGUGUGUAAACAUAAGAAGGCCCAAACAGCUUCAAGAAAGAUCAGAGGACGGGACGUGAAGCGACUUGUUGUGGCUGGAUCCGAUGGGGAGCUGCAUGCCACUGAGGCGCUUAAAUAUUUCAAGGAGCACAUGUACCGUGACGGCGACUACCUCCUCGUGGUCUACAUUCCUGUGUCCAGAACAAAAGACUCUGCUAGCUCCCAUCCAGCUAUAACACAGGCAGAGGAUAUUGGAAAGGAAAUGGCUAAACUAUAUAGGGAUGAUGGCGAUCUUCUUGAGGAAUUCAUCAAAGAUGAGCUUAAGGUACCUGGUGAGGUUUUCCUCGACGAGACUGACAAAGCUCCUGGAAACGCUAUCCUGGAAGUUGCCAAUACACGAGGUGCCGAUCUUAUUGUGGUUGGCUCUCGUGGUAUUGGUGCAGCAGCUGCGGCGGCGGGUCCUCGGACUACAGACAUCAUCGUCAACGACAGUGAGAUGUCUGUCUUCAUGCACAGGUGCUAAUUGCAGGGCCAACUAGGUGUGCCACCGGUGAAAUAUGUGCAUGUACAUGUAUAUGUGCAACUGUGUCAAUGUACUGUUUGAAGGUAGUGAUGUACCUAUUUGCUAUGAACGAUAAUGUGAUAUUAAAGCGUCAAUUGUUUGAACACAGAACUUAUCAAAUAAUGACACAUGAACAGUAGGUUUACCGAGGACGACAUCUGCCAAACCAUGCAUCAGGACUAUCACCUUUUGACUUGACUCUAAAACAUGUCCGUUCCUCUUUUGUUCUGGAUUCCAAAGCUCCAUAGACAUCCGUACAAAUGUCCCACCGAAUCCGUUUACUUGUUAGUCCAGUCAAUAUAACGAUAUACAUGUACCUACCAUAAAUUGCAACUGAUUGAUUCAUGUUAAACAAAUCCUCAUCAACAUCAUAUAAAAAAUCCAAAAACAUCUAUGGCGAUUAACUAGCAUUUUCACAGAAAAUAUAUAAAUUUUCAAAUUUUUUAAAUUAUUCAAUGUCAACAAUGUUACAUAUCAAAUAAAAGCUGCUGAUACAGGCUUCAUAAUGUUAUACCUUUCCAUGUUCUGUCGUGUUUGGGUUGAUAGAAAUCAGCAACAUUUCGUGUUCCAAACAGCAAGAAACCUUCAUAUGCUGACCGAUAAAUCCCAUCAAGUUGUCAAUACAACACACACACGCACAAACACACAUACGCACGCACGCAUGCACAUGCACAUGCACAUGUACAUGCACACGCACACGCACACGCACACGCACACGCACACGCACACACAUACACGCGUAGAUACGGGUAUUUUCUUGCUGAAUUCGUGGGGUUUUUUCUGGUUAUUUCAAAAAGUCUAAAUUCGAGUUUUGUCUCCUUACUCCGAUUACUUUCUCGAAAUUUCGAUUUUUUUCCCGUGAAUUCGAUCGUUUAAAAAAACUCGAAAUUUCGGAAACAAUUCUUGAUAUUUAAACUAUUUUCUCAAAAUUACGAUUUUUUUCUCCUUACUACGAUUAUUUUAAUUUUCUUGUUAUAAAUUCAAAUUUCGAGUUUAAAAUAAACUUGAAAUAACGAGAAGUUAUUGGGAAUUACGAGAAAAUAAUCGAAGUAACGAGAAACAAACUCCGAAGCAACGAGGAAUUAUCGAGAAAAAAAUCGAAGUAACGAGAAAAAACUUGAAAUGUCGAGACAAUAAUUAAAGAGGUACACUUGUAGAAUAGGUCUUCAGCAACCCAUGCCUGCCGUACCUCGUAUUACGCAAAGUAUAUCGCACAAUGUUCUUUACAGUCGUUGGUAAAUCUAUUGUCUUCACUAAAGAAGUCAAUUAUUGAAAAGUUACAAUUAUUUGUCCAUAAAGCCCUAAAUGUAAGGCAACAAUACCUGUCUAAACGGGAUAUUUAAAACACAAUGUUAAAAAAUACAACGUGCUGUCCUUCGUGAAAGCAAUCAGUAUAUAAGAAUUAUUAAUAUCCUAUACCUGUAGCAACCUGAUCUCUCCUUACAUGAUAUAUUACUAUCCUAUACAUGUACCUAGGUAUCUUCUGUUCUCAAUGUCUCCAGUGAGGCCUCUGCUAUUUUCAGUGUCUCCAAUGAGACCUGUGCUAUGCUCAUUGGUCGCCAUUAAAACCCCUGCUAUGCUCAUUGGUCUCUAGUGACCCCCCCUGCUAUGAUGAGUGGCCUCUGAUUUGCUUUGUAGUCUGCAGGUGAAGGGUGAAUAAAGUUUGCCCACUGAAGUUUGCAGAUGUAGAAUCAGUUGGGUGUGUCCUCUUUAGACUGCAGGUGUAGGAUGUGUAGAGUGUGCCCUUUGUAAACAGCAGGUAUGGGAAGACUCUUUAGUCUGCAGGGGUAGGAUGUAUAAAGUGUGCCCUCUGUAGUCUGCAAGGGCAGGAUGUAUAGAGUGUGCCCUCUGUAGUCUGCAGGGGUAGAAUGUUUAAAGUGUACACUCAGUAGUCUGCAGGGGUAGGAUGUAUAAAGUGUGCCCUCUGUAGUCUGCAGGGGUAGGAUGUAUAAAGUGUGCCCUCUGUAGUCUGCAGGGGUAGGAUGUAUAAAGUGUGCCCUCUGUAGUCUGCAGGGGGAGGAUGUAUAAAGUGUACCCUCUGUAGUCUGCAGGGGUAGGAUGUAUAAAGUGUGCCCUCUGUAGCCUGCCGGGGUAGGAUGUAUAAAGUGUGCCCUCUGUAGUCUGCAAGGGUAGGAUGUAUAAAGUGUGCCCUCUGUAGUCUGCAGGGGGAGGAUGUAUGAAGUGUACUCUCAGUAGUCUGCAGGGGUAGGAUGUAUAAAGUGUGCCCUCUGUAGUCUGCAGGGGUAGAAUGUUUAAAGUGUACACUCAGUAGUCUGCAG
Messenger RNA from Haliotis rufescens (red abalone), 4215 nucleotides. RefSeq lists its product as uncharacterized. The record is from RefSeq and is a predicted model, not a curated record. Lineage: Eukaryota; Metazoa; Mollusca; Gastropoda; Lepetellida; Haliotidae. The transcript has 8 exons. The coding region runs from base 1052 to 1897 and encodes 281 amino acids.